GGGACAGAAGACCCCGAAGUGCACCUUCGGUAGAGGGUGACGGACGGACAGGGAGGCUGACCCGGCCUCAGCAGCAUGCGGGACCCGCGGACCUGGACCGCCUCAUCCGGCCCGGGGGAGCGCGGGAAAGCAGCCACUUACACUGGGGACCGGAAGGCGAGACUGGCGGCCAGAGCCAACAAGAGGUGGGUGAGGCUGAUGACGGUGCUGGUCUACGUCCUGUCCGUGUCUCUGUUCGCCGUCAUCCUGUCCCUGUACUACGGUCUCGUCUGGACACCCACGGCUGGACCUGAAACCACCCAUGGCAGGACCGGGACGAGUGAAAGCGGACAGACUCGAUGUAAGGGCAAAAGUGAUACUGAAGUUACUGUUGAUUUUCACACAGACUCUACAGAACCUGAAAAACCUGUACCCGGUUCAGGAGAUCUCUCCCCUGGACCCACUGCGAUGCUACACCCGGUUCCCCCCGCGGGACCCUUCGAGCCCUCUCAGCCCGAACAGGACUGCUCCUCUCCGGCUUCGAGCUCCACAGAGUCUCCCCCUGUGACCGCGGAGGAUCCGUCCAACCUGCCCACACACAGGUACGGUGUCCAGGGAGGGGAGCCGGAGCGCCCUGGGUCAGGGUCAGAUGAGCUCGUUUUUACGGAGACUUCGAAAUAAAACGUUUCUUCCACUGUGUGUACACAAUCCGAGCGGUUUAACUGUAUUUUUAUUUAGUUGUGAGUGUUUUUGGGUUCAGCUGACUAAGUUAUUUUAUUGCAAAAGUUUUUUUUUCUAUUUCAACACCAAGUUUAUCUUCAUCUCCAGCUUUUUUUCUUUUCAGUGUAAGUUUAUUUUAACCUUUCACAGAGCAGUCACAAAGUUUUUUUUUUUUUGUUUUUGUUUUUUUAACAAAAUAGCAAUAAUAACAACAAAAAAUAAAUACAAAACAAAUCAAAAUAACAAGGGUAAUGUAUUUUAAAAAAUGUUCUAAAAUAUAUUUUUAAAAGAAAUAAAGACAAGUGUGUUCAUGUUGUAGCCUAUUAUUGCCCUUUGUAUCAUAUUUGACACAUACUUUUAUGGUACUUCUAUCAAAUCAAUAUGAUCAACAAAUUACAAAAAAAAACCCACCUUAAAACAGUCCAAUAAAUAGUAAAAAUGUCCUUUUGUGGUUUAUCAGUUCCCAAAAACAUAAAUAUAUAUAAAUAUAUUUGUUAAAUUUUAAGGACAUUUUGAUUUUUUUGUUUUUCAGUAGUAAGUGAAAUAGACAUUGCAGCUCCAAAAACAUUGGAAUUUUCUGGCCAUAAAUUGUGGUUUCAGGCACUAGAGGGUUAAAUUUUACCAUAUUUAUUUAGAUCUUUGACCAAGCAGAUUUACCCCUGAGAGAAAGCAUUUUCUGUAAUCCAUCAACUGUUUUGAUGAGUUUUGCUGGAUUUAAUCUGUUACUAUGAGAAGCUUAAAUCCUCAAACUGUCCCCUUGUUUCCUCCGAAAUCUGAGUUUGUCUGUAAAAGGUGGGCCAAAGUAAUUAAGGCCAAAGUCUGGAGAGGUUUGUGCAGGUUUUCCUUUCAGGUCUGUAUUUGAUCCCUGAUGGAGAUAAAUUAGAUUUUCUUUCUUUCAUUUAUCCUUUCAUUGUCUGAGUGAAUCAGCCAGAAUGAAGCCUGCACAGGUGGGUCCAUCAGCUGAUCUGAGCGUUUCCAGUCGAUUUCACCUGUUUUUAAUCCUGAUUCACCUCCUCUUUGUUUGAUGGGUUUUAUUUUUAACCCAACAAGACCACAGUUAUCAGAGCUGGCGGGUUUAUAAAUUCAGUCCGAAAAUAGCAUCCUGACUUAGAGGAUCUGCCAUUUGGAAGAAGGGAUGACUACACUGAGAGAAGCUGGAUCAGUUAUUAAAAAGUUUUUUUUUUGUAAAUCACGACUGAACAUCACUUUUUAGUUGCUAAAUGCUGAGCUGUUGGUUUAUUUUAGGAUUUGAAGCUCUUCUGGAGUCUGAAAGUUACUGCAGACCUGUCCUACAGUGGUCCUAAGGCCUGCCUUUGAAGCCUUUUAUACAGAUAUUUACCUUCAAAUGGAUUUUCCACAAGCUUGUACCAACAUUAAGAGACAAUAAAAAGUGUAUUACAUGAUAAA
Molecule: messenger RNA, 2106 nt
Organism: Xyrichtys novacula (pearly razorfish)
Lineage: Eukaryota; Metazoa; Chordata; Actinopteri; Labriformes; Labridae
Source: the annotation of a GenBank genome assembly